Molecule: messenger RNA, 3128 nt
Organism: Marchantia polymorpha subsp. ruderalis
Lineage: Eukaryota; Viridiplantae; Streptophyta; Marchantiopsida; Marchantiales; Marchantiaceae
Source: the annotation of a GenBank genome assembly
ACGCAAAGGCCUCAGACAUCUCCUCAGCCUCAUGUUUGCUUCAGCUCCUUCCAUGAGAAGAGUUUGCGUAAGAUUUUCUCAUCUACAGAUUUCCUCUUUUGAUCAGACCUCCAUCUGACCUCACUAGAUGGCGAACUAGAUCCGACUUUCCAAGAAGUCGGAUCUAGUGUGAGAGUUAGCUCUUCUCUGUUUCUGCAUAUCAUAGGUCGUUGUGCAUUUAUUUCAUCCUGUGGUGAUUCCAUCCAGUAUCUCACACUAGUGAUGCAAGCACUCGACAUGUGUUCUUAUUGACUUUAAAUCCUCGAGUGACGGCCUCUGCUGCCGUCUGAGUCAACUUUCGCUCGUCUCCCUGCAUCUCAUCGCAGUUAUAAGCUUUGCUCAGGGCCCUACCUCGGACACAGAACUGCGAUAUUUCGGUCUUAUCAGCUAUGGGACGUGGGAAGGCAAAGGUGCUCCAUGUACAGUCACUGUUAUAGGUGCAAGCACCCGACUUGCUACGACCGGAGCUGAUCUGAUCCUUUAUAAGCGUGGAAAGCCAGAAUAUGAUCAGAAUCUCCAUUUCUACAGUCUGAGAUCCUUAGUCCUGAAUGUCCCUUCGAGAAGAGUUUCUGGUGUAAUGUUUUGAUAUCCUUAAGCUCCGGUCCUCCUGCAAUUGCCUCCCUUCGGUUGGAACCAACUGGAUCUACACAUCAACAUGAGUGGGAGCAGCUUGAAGAAUAUGGCAGCCAGGAAAGGGCCAGUGCGACGAUUGUGGAUUUUACUCGGAUACUGUUUUGUUAUUUGUAACGCAACAAACAACGGGCCUCAUGAUACGGAGAGUACCUAUAGUGGGCCAACGACAAGAUAUUACGGAUGGAGUAUUGGAGUAUCUUCCGUCACAGCGAACUGUGUCACCAAGGAUAUGAUAGUGGUGAAUGGGCAGUUUCCAGGACCAACCAUUUAUGCCGUCGAAGGGGAUACCAUCAUCGUCAAUGUCACAAACAACGCCGGCUCGGGUGUUACCAUUCAUUGGCAUGGUGUUCGGCAGGUUUUAUCUUGCUGGCAGGAUGGAGUAGGAUACAUCACACAAUGUCCGCUGAAACAGGGCGACUCCUUUGUCUACAACUUCACUCUCCAAGGCCAAACUGGAACUGUGUUCUGGCAUGCCCACACGACCUGGCUUCGAGCGACCGUGCACGGAGCCAUUGUGGUCUUUCCAAGAGACUUCACAUACCCUCAUACCAAACCAGAUGAUCAGUUUAUUGUGACACUAGGUGAAUGGUGGAAUGGAGAUCCUGAAGCUAUUGAAAUCGCCGGACUCGAAGGCGGAGGUCCUUUCCAGCUUGCAGAUGCUCUCCUCGUCAACGGCAAACCAGGCUACCGCUACAAUUGCACUGAUGUCGAAGGAAUCACCAGGUUCACGAUUUCAGCGGGCAAGACGUAUCUGCUGCGGGUGAUCAACGCUGGACUGAACACGGAAGAGUUUCUGGGGAUCGCGAACCACAAGCAGACGGUGGUGGAGGUGGACGGUGAGUACGUGACGCCGACGGAUUUCGACACCACGUACAUUGGCCCCGGCCAGACGAUGAACGUGCUGAUCACCGCGGAUCAGGCCCCCGGCAGCUACUACAUGGAAGCCAAAGGCUACUCGUCUGUCAUACUCACGGACCCAGCAGAACUACCAGCAGCAGCAGUACAAGUCAUUCUGAACGACGUCCCCAAGAUUCCGGCCUCUGCUUUGUUUCAGUAUGACAGUGCCCCGGUUCUGGACCCGAGUACGACAUUCUAUCCAGGCCUUCCUGCGGAGAAUGACUCCAGUUUUGCGAUGCAGUUUGAGAACAGCCUGUUCACCUUACGGCCCCAGGAUGUGCCUCUUAACGCAACCCGAAAUAUGUUGUUCACCGUCGGCACGGCCAGCCAAUUCUGCGAACCCUCACAGAACUGCACUUUUAGAGCAGCUGGGGAGGUGAACAAUAUCACCUUCGUCCUGCCCAAAAUCGAUCUACUGCAGGCAUACUACUUCGGCAUCGAGGGAGUUUACACGACGGAUUUCCCUGAUUUUCCCGAGAGCCCGUUUUUCUACACGAGUCCCGAUAGUCCGCCUACGGCUCAACAGAUUUCGAAGCUGGGAACGAGGGUUAGCGUGCUCGAGUACGGGACGGUGCUGGACCUGGUGCUACAAGGGACCAUGGUGUUUGCUUUCGAGAGCCACCCUUUCCACCUGCAUGGGUACCACUUCUACGUGCUGGGCCGUGGACAGGGCGAUUGGGAUCCCAUUAACAGUCCUUCCACUCUCAACUACUACAACCCUCCCCACCGAUUCACAGUUGACGUUCCUUCCAGAGGAUGGGUCGCCAUCAGAUUCGCAGCAACUAACCCAGGAGUUUGGUUCCUGCAUUGUCACCUGGAGAAACACACCUCGUGGGGUAUGCAGAUGGCGUUCAUUGUGAAAAAUGGAGUUGGGCCUGAUCAGACCCUCCCGCCACCUCCCCCAAGACUAACGGCUUGCGCAGCGUAGACUUUCAAACCGAUCUUAAGCGAACAGAAUUCUGGGGCUGAACUUAUAUGAAAUAUCAUUUGAUUUUAUGUGGUAAAUUCGCCAUGGAGGAAAUACCCGAGUGGAGGUAAUGUAACUCCGGAAGUAUAAUGCGCUGUGUAGGCGUUUUAGCCCCUUAUUCAUGUCAGUGAUUCCCACAGGUCUCUGUCAAAGAGUCCUUCGCCGACAUUUCGAAUUAUCAGGUCCUUCGAAGGUACGAGAGGACAGACAGAGUAAAUGGCAGGAAGGGCAGUACAGAUCAACUGAGCACCCAACGGGAGUACAUUCACAAGCGUUGCAGCUGGCUACUAUAAAGGAUCGCUGUCAUCGAAACGCUUCACCUCUAAACAAAGAGAAGCUGCUGACUUCCUGUCGAGUAAGAAGACUUCGAAAUAAACGGUUUACUCAAUUCCGUGGUCACUUCAGAAUUAAAUUAAAACACCGCGAUUAAUUCAAUCAUAAUGAUUGUAGGCAAUUCCAAACAACCUUCAUAUUUAUCAGACAUGGCCAGUAAUGAUUGGGGUUAAUUCCCUUAUCAAUGAUUUACAUUGCUAAGGCACAUUCUUUCCCUUUGAGAGACCGGGAUGAUUCUAUAAUAAAUUCGAAAGGUUAC